Molecule: messenger RNA, 2012 nt
Organism: Elaeis guineensis (African oil palm)
Lineage: Eukaryota; Viridiplantae; Streptophyta; Magnoliopsida; Arecales; Arecaceae
Biological process (GO): male meiosis II
Source: RefSeq, a predicted model, not a curated record
CACUUUUAAAUCUUGAUCUCUCUCCUCUUUCUCCAAGGAAACUUCCCAAGCUUUCUUCCUCUCUCCUCCGUUUCUUUCUCCCUUUCUCUUUAAUCCGAUCCUCGAUUGCUCCCAUGAGGAAGCUCUAGAGGAGGCACCUUGGCGAGCCCAAUCCAAAUACAAGGCAUAGGGGUUAAUUUCCUUGCUUAUGGGGUGCUUCCUUGCCUGCUUUGGGGGUGCCAAGGAUCGAAAGAGAAGAAGACCAGCUAAUAAAUCACUAUCGGUAGAUCGGGGAUGUGAGACUUACAAGCCUCUGCGACGGAGUCCUCCUCCAAAGCAACUCACACCGAGUCCUUCGAAGAAACGUGUCUCAGAAGCAGUGUUAGAUUCAACUCCGGAGCUGAGAGAAAAUUAUGAGCAGGGGAGCUUUAGCAGCAGCAAGAAGAAAGUAACAUUUGAUUUGAACGUAAAAACAUAUGAAGAGGUCUUAAUCGAUGAAGAUCCAGCGCAUUCAUCGGAGGAUAACAAAGAGGAUGGAGCAAUAAGAAAAGGAAGGAAGACUGAGGAAGGCGAUGACGAAUCUAUUCCAAAGUCGGGAGCUUUCCCCUUAAACCAUAGGUAUCAAAAUUGCGAGAGUAGUGAUGAUGAUGAUGAUAUUGACUUCGGAGAUGAAGAAGACGACUUCGAGGAGGAGGAUUAUGAGGACUCUGAUUUAGAUGAGGAAGAUAAUGAUGUCAACCUAGAGGGAAAUGAGGAAGAGUCUUAUGAUUCAUUUUUCUCGCUACCAAUGGAGAAAGAACAGCAAUGCAUUCAGGAAGUUAACAGUCCAAAAUCCAAGUGUGCCUCUUCCCCUGAUAGACAGCCAUCCCUUUUGCCCAAAGGUACCGCACGCGACAGGAGCCAGUAUGUCCAUUCUGUGCUGAAUCCUGUAGAAAAUCUCACUCAGUGGAAGGAAGUUAAGGUGCGUGCAGCUCCAACAAAGAAUCCGAAGAAAGAAAAUAUCAACUCAGAUAUAGAUAACCAGAUGACUUUCACUCCUGAGCCUACAUUUAAGAUCGAUGAGUUCCAAAAGCCUGCUAGCUCAAAUCCAAGUCCUAAUUUCCCUGCCAAACAGGAUAUUGCUGUGGAUGCUAGCCUCUCUAACUGGCUGGUUUCGUCGGAUAAUUCAGCCAAGGAAGGGCCCCAGCAAAGCAAUUCUCAUUUCUCCAACUCAUCAGUUAGUCGAGAGGAGAGGCCUAUUUUAGGUGCCUUAACUGUUGAAGAUCUCAAGCAAUCAUCAGUGACAUCGUCACCGAGAAGGUCUCCGAGCAGGAGUCCUGAUGAAAUCCCCAUUGUGGGUACUGUUGGUAGUUACUGGAGCUGUUUAAACCAGAGAAGUGAUUCAGGUUCUUCUUGUCAAUCUGGUUCGGAAAUCAAAGGGAUUCCAAAUACCACAAGCAAAUACAGAGAGGACAAGAGAGUGAACUGGCACGCUACUCCUUUUGAUGUAAGGGUGGAAAGAGCUCUCGACAAAGGUGCUGCUUAAGAUUGCCCAAGUUACUGUGCUCUUGGUGGAUUCUAAUAUGUGAGUUGAACUGUUGUGUGAUUACCUGUUGAAUUGUUGUGUGAUUACCAUAGUUUUUCCCCCCUCAUCAUCUUGCAUCCAAAUACUUUCCACUUUUCGAACUACUCUUGGCAAAGUUGUCCCUAACGUUUGUUUGGAUCACCCUUUCAGUCCAAGUUCAGUGUGAAUUCAACUGUUCUAUUGUAUCUUCUAUCACCAUCUGAUUGGGUUAUGAUGUCACUUUGUACUGUCAAUAAGGUGUCAGUGUAUUCAUUCAUGUCUGUGUGAGAAGCAAACAAUAACUGAAAGUAGGCAUAGUGUUGAGGUAUGCACCAGUUGAUUUUAUUUCUUCCUAUUCAUAGGCAAGUUUGUAAUGAGCUACUCUUGAUGGAUGGUAUACAUAAAAGUUUGUAACAAUUGGAGCAGGAAGUCCAAUGCUAGUAUAUGUAAUUUGAGCAUUGUAAAAUGGGGGGAGAGGUUUAGAUGCUUA